UUUCUUCCUCAGUCUAUUCUCUCGCCCAAUGUCGGCCAGAUCAAUCAUUCCACAUCCUCUUGUUUCCCAGCCCCCCUUCAACAUGUGCUCGCCAAAUCGGCAUCCGGAAGUAAUAUUUUCAUUGAUUCCGUUGUUGCCACUGGCUCGGACGGCUCCUCUCAGCGCAGAACCUAUAAACGGGAAUCUGUUACAUCACCUUUGUGCACAGCCGGUCGACCCAAGUUAUCUGUAAGUUCAACACAGUUGCCAACGCUGCACCCCAAACAUAUCCGACUAGAUGUACCCCAUAUUGCUCCAAUUACUGUAUCAUCAUCAUGCAUUAAUACCUCUUCCACUGGCCGGUCCGCUCCUGCCAGCUCCACAGCUCCCGUCCUACCUUCUGUGAUUAAUGGUCGCUGUAGCUCAGGUGAAGCAACCGAAUUUCCUACGAGCUCAACUCUAGCAACUAGUUCUUAUGUGCCUACCGUUAUGUCACGUGCUCCAGCACAAUUAAUGACGGCUCGGCCAAUAGACGAGCAGACAUAUUGUGCACCUGGUGUCAAUCCCACUUCUACCACGGGAUCAUCGUGUCUACAGCCAAGCAGUUCAACUGCUAAUCAGUUCGGUUCUACUAUUCUUCCUAAACGGCAAACAUUCACCAGCUUUUUACAGACAGCAGACCUCGAUACCAACUCCCCAGCUUCGGAUUCUUCAACUCAUGCUGACCACAGUCGACCUCGUGCAAUUUUUUGUGGGACCAACAGUGCUGUAUCCAUUUCCAUAGGGAAUCUUGCCCUUGGUAACGCAGGUCCAUCUGGCUCGAUUAAUCGCCUUAGCAAAGUCAAAUCUACUGCCGAACUUGUACAAGCUGCCGGGGAUUGCAUUGAUUCUGUUACUGCUGAUCGCAUCCUCACCAACCGCAUCACAAAAGAACCCGAUUUGCCAAGUAUGGUAGCAACUAUGCCUAGUUUGGUCAGGUCACGUGGCCAACGUCCUCAUGUCGGCUCUGUUGCUAAUCUAGUCAAUCCCAUGAAUGCUGUCCGACGAACUAGCUCGAUGGGAACACGGGGCUUAGGUACCGAGGAUGGCGCUCUUCAGGGUCAUGGACCGACAUCAGUGUCGGAGAGUGGCAGUUCUAAUUCUCAGAUUACGGCAGCUAAGUCGGAGAUGAUGGCUAAAUUCUUAGCGAGCACUGCCCUGCACCACCAUCAGCAACAUCAACAGCAGUUGGGACGUGUUGGGUCAAUAUCUCGAGUCAGUGACGAGCCGACUUUUCCUCAACCUGGGUCUUCUUCGCGUCCCUCUACUAGGCCGACUUCAGUCCCCGUAAGCCAUUCGCCACUGCCGCAGCACGAGGAUUCCUCCAAGCAGGCACAGCCAUCUUCCCAUUGGCCGGCUACUCCUGCAUUAAAUAAGCCGUUGGCAGUGGAUGAAUCGACAGGCCACGAAAAGGAAGAGGAUGAUGACGAUGAGGUAGAUGUGCUAGAUAGUGAGGGCAUCCAUUUACCUCCCCCAAAACAGCAAAAGCAAAGAUUGUUUCACCAGCAACAGCCCUGUUUGAACCAAAUAAAACAACAACAACAGAAGAAACAUGACAGCAAGCGAAAGAGGAAAAAGCGACGGAAGCACAUACAUUCACAUGAAUCGGCAGGUGGUGAGUCUGAUGAUGAAGAUUUCUCUUCUAAUGAUGGUCAGCGUCACCGACACCGGCGCCAUCGACGACGCAGAAGCUCCACUCAUCCACCCGUGACCAAUCUUAUGGACGAAUGGCCAGUGCUACCGCAGCUUCCGGCCUUUAUUGAUUGGCACAGCUUGAGUCCCGAACAGAUGGAAUGUGAGGACAGUCAACAAGCAAUCUUGGGACAGAAAAACUAUUCGCCUGAGGAGCUCUCGCUUUCCCUGACCGACCUUUACUCUGUUCCUCUUGGUGAUCGAUUUCUGCACAUUUUACCCUGGGUUGAUGUGUAUGGCAAUAAGAGAACUUUUUUUCCUGACUCGGCUAUUGAGGACAUGGAUCGUCUCAUUGAUCUUCCCGACCCUUGGUAA
This is a messenger RNA of Protopolystoma xenopodis, 2025 nucleotides long. Lineage: Eukaryota; Metazoa; Platyhelminthes; Monogenea; Polystomatidea; Polystomatidae. The record is from the annotation of a GenBank genome assembly.